GUUACUAUUUCUUAUAAUGUGUGCCCCCUUGAUACCCCGCGAAAAUUCACAACCAAUUAUGAGUCAAGUGCCUGAUAAAUUAGGAGACGUAUUCGAUGUCUGAAAGGAAUCGCGAAGUCGCUUUUAGCGAUGUGUGAAGAACUCCACUUUCUUGGACAAUUAGGUGCCCAUGUGAAGUGAUAUGGAGAUAAGGAAAUUUUCCGGGAACAUAAUCUCUUCGUGUUUUCCGUCCUGUGUACUAUCUUGCCUUUUUACUACUGCUCUCGUGAUAUACCUUCAGGUCGCCACCUGCAGCAUAAUAGGGAGCCAUACGCCGCGGCGGAAAGACGGGUGCGACACGCACUCGUGAGCUAGAGGGUUGUCGGGCGUGGUGCGGGCGGCGGCCGCGAGCCCGGCACCAUGGCGACGGUGGAGGGGCGGCCGGCGCAGUAUGGCGUCUCGCUCCGGCAGCUUCGGGAGCUGAUGGAGUCCCGCGGCGCCGAGGGCCUGGCCAAGAUCAACGCACUCGGUGGUCCGCAGGAGUUAUGCAAGAAGCUGUACACAUCGCCCACAGAUGGUCUUAGCGGUUCGAAAGCGGACCUGCAGCAUCGGCGCGAGGUGUUCGGUUCAAACCUUAUCCCGCCGAAACCUCCCAAAACCUUCUUGACGUUAGUAUGGGAGGCACUGCAGGACGUAACACUGAUCAUCUUAGAGGUGGCCGCCGUCGUCUCCCUAGGUUUGAGUUUCUACAAGCCGUCCGAUGACGCAAAUGAUCCUGCUCAUCUGGACGAAGAGGAAGGCCACUAUCAAUGGAUCGAGGGUCUGGCGAUCUUAAUUUCUGUCAUAGUCGUCGUUAUAGUUACAGCGUUCAACGAUUACACGAAAGAGAGGCAAUUCAGAGGUCUUCAAUCUCGGAUAGAGGGCGAACACAAGUUCGCAGUAAUCCGGGGGAGCGAGGUGAAACAGGUGGCGAUCAGCGACAUAGUCGUAGGCGAUAUCUGUCAAAUCAAAUAUGGUGACUUGCUGCCCGCUGAUGGACUUCUGCUACAGAGUAACGACCUAAAGAUCGACGAGUCAUCGCUGACGGGCGAGUCAGACCAUGUCAAGAAGGGUGAAUCUUUUGAUCCCAUGGUGCUAUCUGGUACACACGUUAUGGAAGGCUCUGGCAAAAUGCUUGUGACAGCUGUGGGUGUGAAUUCACAAGCUGGCAUCAUCUUCACGCUACUCGGUGCCGCUGUGGACAAGCAGGAGAAGGAAAUUAAACAAAUGAAGAAAGAAGCUAAAAAGCAGCAACGAAAAGGAACCCAACGCAAGAGUUUGUCCGGUGACGAGGACGCAACACUGCCAGCGUCGGGCAACAGCCACGGCGCAAACCACGCGCGUCCUGACGAUAACCACGUGCCCGCCCCGCCGGCUGACAAGCCCGCCGCCGAGACGGGACACAAGAAAGAGAAGUCGGUACUGCAGGCCAAGCUCACCAAGUUAGCUAUACAGAUCGGAUACGCCGGUUCCACUAUCGCCGUUCUCACUGUCAUCAUCCUGGUCAUCCAAUUCUGCGUGCAUACCUUCGUCACUCAAGGAAAGAAAUGGAGCGCAGUAUACGUUAAUAAUCUCGUCAAACAUCUUAUCAUUGGUGUCACCGUGUUGGUGGUCGCCGUACCUGAAGGUCUACCUCUUGCUGUCACACUCUCUCUGGCUUACUCCGUUAAGAAAAUGAUGAAAGACAAUAAUCUGGUGCGGCAUUUGGACGCGUGCGAGACGAUGGGCAACGCAACCGCGAUCUGUUCAGACAAAACGGGCACACUCACCACCAAUCGGAUGACGGUCGUACAAUCAUACAUAUGCGAGAAGUUGUGCAAAGUGACACCCAACUUUAGAGAUAUACCCUCGGAAGUUGGCGAGACGCUCGUCGAGGGUAUAUCGGUCAAUAGUGCGUUCACCUCCAGGAUUAUGCCAUCUCAAGACCCUACCGGUCCCCCAAUGCAAGUCGGCAACAAGACGGAAUGCGCGCUACUCGGGUUCGUGAUCGCGUUGGGCCAGAGUUACGAUGGUGUCCGGGAGCGACACCCUGAGGAGUCCUUCACCAGGGUCUACACCUUCAACAGCGUCAGGAAGAGCAUGUCCACCGUCAUCCCGUACAAAGGCGGCUACCGGCUCUAUACCAAGGGGGCUUCCGAAAUUGUCCUGAAGAAAUGUGCAUUCAUCUAUGGUCACGAGGGUCGGCUAGAGAAGUUCACCCGCGACAUGCAAGACCGACUGGUGCGGCAAGUAAUCGAACCUAUGGCCUGCGACGGACUCCGAACCAUCUCGGUGGCGUUCAGAGACUUCGUGCCGGGGAAGGCUGAAAUCAACCAGGUGCACAUAGACCAAGAGCCAAAUUGGGACGACGAAGACAACAUUGUGAACAAUCUGACCUGUCUCUGCGUAGUUGGAAUUGAAGAUCCUGUCAGGCCAGAGGUGCCGGAAGCCAUCCGCAAGUGCCAAAAAGCGGGUAUCACAGUCCGUAUGGUCACUGGUGACAACGUGAACACGGCGCGGUCCAUCGCUGUCAAGUGCGGUAUACUCAAGCCUACCGAUGACUUCCUCAUACUCGAAGGGAAAGAGUUCAACAGGCGGAUUAGGGAUAGCAACGGCGAGGUCCAACAACAUCUACUUGAUAAGGUGUGGCCCAAGUUACGUGUGUUAGCGCGUUCCUCACCAACAGACAAAUACACACUAGUUAAGGGCAUGAUAGAAUCGAAGGCGUUCGACACGCGUGAAGUGGUCGCUGUCACCGGCGACGGGACCAACGACGGGCCGGCGCUGAAGAAGGCCGACGUCGGAUUUGCUAUGGGUAUCGCCGGCACGGACGUAGCGAAGGAAGCUUCCGACAUUAUCCUAACGGAUGACAAUUUCUCGUCGAUCGUAAAGGCUGUAAUGUGGGGUCGGAACGUGUAUGACUCGAUCGCAAAGUUCCUCCAGUUCCAAUUGACUGUCAACGUGGUUGCCGUCAUCGUCGCCUUCAUCGGUGCGUGCGCGAUACAGGACAGUCCGCUCAAGGCGGUGCAAAUGUUAUGGGUGAAUCUGAUCAUGGACACGCUAGCGUCUCUCGCCCUCGCCACCGAAAUGCCAACACCAGAUCUGCUCCAACGGAAGCCAUACGGCCGGACCAAAGCUCUAAUCAGUCGCACCAUGAUGAAGAACAUCCUCGGACAGGCCAUAUACCAGUUGUUUAUAAUAUUCGCGCUGCUGUUUGUUGGUGAUGUCCUUCUGAACAUCCCGUCGGGUCGGGGUCAGCCCCUGGGCGCGGAGCCGACCCAGCACUUCACAAUAAUCUUCAAUACCUUCGUAAUGAUGACUCUCUUCAACGAGAUCAACGCGCGAAAGAUACACGGCCAGAGGAAUGUGUUCCAGGGUCUCUUCACCAACCCUAUCUUCUACUCUAUAUGGAUUGGAACGGCGUUAUCACAGGUAAUCAUAAUCCAAUUCGGCGGGAUUGCGUUCAGCACGGCCGGGCUAUCGAUAGACCAGUGGUUGUGGUGUCUGUUCUUCGGAGCCGGUACCCUCGUUUGGGGCCAGCUCGUCACCACCGUGCCCACUAGGAAAAUACCAAAGACUCUCACGUGGGGCCGCGGCCAACCGGACCCAGAGACAAUCCAGCCGGGGCCCGACUACGACAAUGACCUGGACAAGAAGCCUCGUGCUGGACAGAUCCUCUGGAUCCGAGGACUCACCAGGCUGCAGACGCAGCUGCGCGUGGUGCGCGCGUUCAAGUCGACGCUGGAGGACCUGGAGGAGCGGCUGUCGGCGCACUCGGCGGCCGGGCUGCGGUCGCGGCUGCGCGCGCCGCCCGCCGACAUCGCGUACAUCGACGCGGAGGACGUGCCCGCCGCCGCCCGCACUGAGACCACCAUAUUCUAACCUCCGCCACGCGCCACCGCCGGCACACACACACCGACACCCGCACCCGACGAACCGUUGUUUUUCUUUAGUUCUGUUUAUUUGCGACGGCGGUCACGGGACGUACUUAACGCAGCGAUCUCCGCGUAAUCUCGCUCCGCGUUUCGGCUCCGCUCGGUUCUCGACCGCUUCACGAUUCUUAAUUUAGUAUAAGGUUUUAUUAAUUGUUGAAAAAUUUUAGCCGUAGGUAGUCGAUAGCAAUAAACUACUAAUAGAGGACGUUAGAGGCCCGACGUUAGAUUCCUAAACCGAAUUGUGCCUGUUACGCGCCUCCGUUCGGCGGCGCGCCUGAACGUUUUCAAUUCAUGUUUGUACUCUGUUAAUGUUUCACGUUAUCGUUCCGAGCCGCGUCCUCGCCUGCGGGCGGGUGACGUCACCAUCGGGACCCUAUCGAUAUGAACAUGUGUACGUAGAUCAUACGAAUCUAUCUGCCAGUAUAUCAAACACUGCUAUUUUAGAGACGAUCGUAUUUGUACAUAAAUUAGAGAUUCUUGACGUCUUAUUAUUAUGUAUAUCGGAGCAGUGAUAUUUUGUAUAGGUAGCUAUUUAAUGAAACAAAUGAGGGGAAACUCCUUUUCCAAUAUUAUAUCUUUUUAACAUUAGACUUUGAAAUUUUACUGAUCUUUUGAAAUUUUCAAUCUCAUUAGCUUUUUGUGUAAGUAGUUUGUUACGAAAUAUAUUUACUUAUUGUAAAGAUCUUAGAUACUCGGAAGCCAGUGUGUUUUGUUUCAUAGUAAAUUUUGGGACCACUUUUAACCCGUUUCUAAACUUAAUAACUGGGAUACAAUUAGAUCUAAAACUAUUGUUUACUGAUACUAUAAUAUUUUUAUCUUAUAACGUGUUAAUCUAUCUAUGAAUUGUAUAUGCAGAUGCCUAAAGUUUAAUAUGAAUGGGACACCUCACGCUUAUCAGCAAACGAGAGCUCUUAAAUAUGUAUUAUCUGAAUUACUUUGGUUUUGCCAAUGUUACAAGGACUAUUUAUAUUGAUAAAUAAAUUUUCAAGCAAAUUCCAUAGCAUUUUCUUUCGCCACUCGUAUAGUUAUGGUGGGGGCCGCCCAGUUUUAGAAAAAUCGCUCUAUUUCAGAUGUUGACGGUAAGUUUAGGUCUGACUCGCAUAGGGAGUAACGUUUGUAAGUAUUCGUAAGAGACCGGCGAGGCCAACCAUAGUAGGUACACCAUAACGAGUGAUUAUAUAGUCAUGUCAUUGUGUAGAGCAUGAUAUCCGUGUCAGUGCACGAUGACUGAGCAGCGACUGAGUCUUCGGUACAUACUCGCUUUGACACAUUGAAAAGUUCUUGUUAAUAAAGCAAAUAGGUUCUACAACAAUUGUGUUCAAUAAAUCAGUCUUAAUUCACGACCACCAUUUUAUAAGGUGAGAGCUCUGAGACGCCAUUUUGUUUGCACGAGUGCACAACAAAAUGGCGCCUCGUUAGUGUAUAAGUAUUGAGUAUAUAUUGAAGAUAACAAUGUGUAUUUUUGGUACGAAACAUAUUUUUUUAAUCUUUUUUUUAUUAUGCUUGGCAUUUAUAGAGAGUGUUCGUGCUUAUAUUUACAGUGUUUUGCAUGUAUACAGAUGUCUGUGAGUAUGCACAAUUUGUAUAUUUUCUUUUUAAUUUAUUUUUAAUAGAUGUUUGGUACAAAGAUUCUGAUAAUGUUUAGCGUUAAACAGUUUUCAUAUUUUAUAUGUUAUCAGUUUUUCGCAUAAAAGUUUUAUAUCCGAAUUUUAUUUUAGAGUUUCUUAAUAUAUUUAGUCUUUAUACAAUAUUAUAGAUAAUAUAAACUUACCAAACUUCUAACAUAAUAGUAUUUAAGACGAUUUAUUAAUUAUAAAACAUAUGUAGACGUUGAAAAAUGAAAAGUAUCUGUAUAAUCUCCACUACACCAAAGUAGCCUAAUAAGAAAUCAUAUAUCACUAUAAACUAAAACUAAAUAAAUGCGGCUUUACAUUUUUCUUUCGCUUAGUUUUAUGUCAUUAACUCGGUUGUGUAUGUACUUAUUUACUAAGUUGGUUUCAUAAUUUAUUUGAGUUUUAUGUAAACGAGUCUUAUUUAUUGUAAAGAAAACAUACUUAACCGGCUCUAAACUACCAAUAUAAAUCAUAUAAACUCUUGAAAUAAACUAAUUUAUUUCAAUAACAAUGAUAUUUCAUUUGAACCUGAAUCUAAUAACACAAUACUUGCGUGGACGACAGUUACAAAGCAUACAACGCGCGAUGUAGCUCACAUAC
Molecule: messenger RNA, 6145 nt
Organism: Achroia grisella
Lineage: Eukaryota; Metazoa; Arthropoda; Insecta; Lepidoptera; Pyralidae
Gene: PMCA
Product: plasma membrane calcium-transporting ATPase 3
Exons: 23
Coding region: 400-3879 (1159 amino acids)
Biological process (GO): regulation of cytosolic calcium ion concentration; calcium ion transmembrane transport
Cellular component (GO): intracellular membrane-bounded organelle; membrane
Molecular function (GO): ATP hydrolysis activity; P-type calcium transporter activity; ATP binding
Source: RefSeq, a predicted model, not a curated record